Arachis ipaensis is the source of this 567-nucleotide messenger RNA. Lineage: Eukaryota; Viridiplantae; Streptophyta; Magnoliopsida; Fabales; Fabaceae. The record is from RefSeq and is a predicted model, not a curated record.
AUGACGAAUAAGUUGGCACUUGAAGCCUUUGAUAGAACUUUCUGUGAUUUAAUGAGUUCGAAUGUGCCUUCGGCUCAUGAUAUUCCCUUUGAUGGGAAAGUUAUUGUGUUUGGUGGUGAUUUUAGACAAGUGUUACCAGUUAUUCCUAAAGGAACUUGUGCUGAAAUAGAUAUUGUUUCAGCUAUAUAUUCGGAUAUUGAUGAUAACCAUGGUAAUGCUUUGUAUUUUCAAGAACGUGCUAUACUUGCUCCUACUGUUGAUAUUGUGCAACAGAUAAAUGAUUUUGUUGUUGAUACUCUUUCUGGGUUAGAAAAGAUUACAUGUUCAAGGAUACCAAAACAUGUUCUUAAAUUGAAGAAAGGUGCUCCUAUUAUUUUGCUAAAGAACAUAGAUCAGGCAAAUGAAUUAUGUAAUGGAAUUCGACUCAUUGUUCAAGAUCUUGGAGAUAAUAUUAUUGGUACUGAAAUUGUGUCUGGAAGUAACAUUGGUGACAAAGUUUUUAUUCCUCGGAAGAAUUCAGUACCCAGUGAUCCUGGUCUAACAUUGUUGACAAUAGAUUUGAAUUAG